This is a messenger RNA of Cynoglossus semilaevis (tongue sole), 460 nucleotides long. Its product is annotated as microtubule-actin cross-linking factor 1, isoforms 1/2/3/5-like. The record is from RefSeq and is a predicted model, not a curated record. The annotation marks the transcript as partial. The transcript has 3 exons. Lineage: Eukaryota; Metazoa; Chordata; Actinopteri; Pleuronectiformes; Cynoglossidae.
CAGGAAAGGAAGACGUCAGAGAGGGACAGGAAAAAAUGUCUGACGGAGACGUAACAAAAUCGGUCACUUCCAAGUCCUCGCUGAAGCGUCAGGAGUGUCUGGAGCUGGACCAGCAGAUCAUCGCUCUGAUCUCCAUCCUCAGACACAUCCAGGUCCGACUCAAACAGCAGCAGCAGCAGUCCGUGGGCCGAGGCCUGGUCUCCCUGGAUGACAUCAUCACACAGACGGAGACUCUGGACCUGGAACUGCGAGACCUGGAGCCUGAGAUCACUAAGAAGACGGAGGCCGCAGAGAAAAUGUUGGAUCCACGGCCCGACGACGUUCCUCCUCAGCUUCUAUUGGCUCUGGAAAAGGAUGGGCGUGGCUUAGCCCGGGGCUUCGAAGCUGCUCGGCAAAUGUCCGAGGAGAUUCUGAAGACUCUCAGAGACCAUCGAGAGUCUUACAAGGUGAGGGGACAUGA